AUGAACAACGUAAACAGCCAUGGACAGCCAACUGCAUCGGGUGCAGCCAGUUCUGCUUCCCAUCAAGGCCACGGAAACUCUAUACAACAACUUCAAACUCCUGUUUUGCGACUCGUAUCGUCUCAGAUUCCAACACUCAACACUGCCGUGCCUGUGAAUACAGGCUUGCAUGUUCAUGAUCUUGGUUCUAAUCCAUCUUCAUCAGCUUCAAUGGAUUAUUCAGAAGCUGCUGCUGCAUCCGCAAUAACUGCUCUUGGUGGUUACGUUCCGACUCAAACCCCUGCCGUCUUGACUGAAGUCGCUCCAAAACGACUGGUCAAACUUAGUCUGUCUGUCAAGGAACCUGCAAGCACUGCAUCGCUCUCUCAUGCACUUGCACCCACUCUGGAUGCUCCUGUUCAAGCUCCAGUGUCUUUAUCCUUGUCAGCAAACGCCAAUCGCGCUCAACAUCACGAUCUAAAUGCUCCAACUGUCGGAACUCCCUUGUCAGCUGGAUCUAAACGGCGGCAUAAUAGUCCAACUCACACUGCUGCUGAUCUAUCCGCUAAAACUGCUAUUGCUACUGAACCGUCUCAUGCCAAGAUUAAAAAACUCAAAUUCACAACCACUCAAUCCACUCCCGAUACUCUAAAAGUUGAACCAUCUUUUUCAACACCUCUCACUUCUGCCGCAACAACUCCAAUAGCAAAAAAGUCGGAAUUGAUUCCAAUUCCUGGCACUCUUAAAUCAUACUUUACAAAAAUAUAUACGGAACUGCUUGAUUUGAAAGAUAAAAAAACCAACUCACGUGUUCUUUCUGAACCAUUUCUGAUGCUUCCUGACAAACUGGAGUAUCCAGACUAUUAUCAGUUGAUUGAUCGUCCAAUUGCAUUUGAUCGAAUCAAAAAAAAAAUUGAUGGCAGUCGUUACAGCAGCGUCGAGGCAUAUAAAAAGGAUGUAAAUUUGAUAUUUCUUAAUUGCCAACAGUACAAUCUUCCCGAAUCUCAGAUUUACCAAGACUCGAUUGAACUUCAGAAACACUUUAAAUACAUUACAGAAAGCUAUGUUCAUACUGCUCCUAUACCUGGAUCUGCCAAGCCACCACAUCGUCGUAAAUCAGAUGUUCCAAAAGUAGAGAUGCCUGCUCAAGUUCAUACUCCAACCCCAACUUUAAUCCCGCUUUCAGCCCCGUCUCUGACUGUUGUUCAGCCAGCUGCUCCAGUUCGAUCUCCUCAGACUGAUAUAUCUACCCAACGCACGGCUCUUUUUGAAGCUAUUGAAAAAAAUGAUGUCAAGGCAUUUGAACGUCAUAUUGCUUCGUUUGAUGAAACUACGAUCCAUGCUCUUCAACCCUGUCAUAUGUUUGAAGCCAGUUUCACAUGGGCACCUAUUCAUGCUGUUGCUUAUUAUGGAAAUGCUAAAAUGCUAGAGAUUUUAAUGGGCCAUGGCGCCGACGUUGAACAACAAGACACCUGGUAUCAGGGCCGACCGCUUGCAUGGGCUGCAUUUGCUGGAUCGGUCAAGAUAUGCAAAAUUCUCAUUGAGAAGCACAAUGCUGAUAAAGCAGCAACCAAUAUUCAUGGACAGACGGCAUAUGAUUUAUUAGGAGACAGUCAAGAUGAUCCAGUAUGGGAUAUUCUAAAAAUUAACGAUACUGUUAAUUCUUCAAGUCAUCACGGUCGCAGCAGUUUUCGAACACCAAAAGCAAAGUCUGCUACUGAAGAAAUCAAGCCUACUUUGUCCAAAUCUACUACCAAAGUUAUUGGUGCUUCACAUGCUGCAAACAACUGGAGUCACGCCCCCAUGGAAGCAGCAACUCCUACCAGUCGUACUACCAGCAGAUCAGGUCAAACUGACAUUACUGUUGCUCAGCAUUCAAGUCAGCGUCCUGCUGAACCAAACCAACAAACACCUGUGGCUGCAACAACACUCAAACAGAGUUUACAACAGUCUCAACUUACACCUCAACAGCAGUUUCAACAACAAGCAUUGUAUUUACAGGCACAGCAACAGUUGCUUCAGGCUCAAACACCUAAUGGGCUGAUUCAAGGUUCUCGUUCGCGUCAGUCUUCUUCCAAAGGUGCUCGUGUAUCUGGUACACCACAGUUCAUGAAUUCUGCUGGUGCAGCUGUUGUUCCUAGAAGUUUUGUCAGUCCCAAUGCAGCUGGAUUGCAAAUGCCUGGACAGGCGCUUGUUCCCGACAAUGCAUUUUCGGCAUAUACAACUCAACAACGUCUGAGUGCUCCGCAAUCUGCCAUUGUCACAAGUAUUGGAAUUGUAUCCAACGAUGAUCGAUUUCGUAUGGUGAUUCCCUUUUCACCAGAUGAUCCACCGCAUGGAUUUGUAGGAAGUUGCAUCACUGUAAACCAUGGUGUCAAAUCCAUGAAUAUUCGUAUUGUACUGGGUUCGAAUCCAUUUGCGGGUAUGGUAGCAGCGAAUGGAACACCUGUUGCUACUCGGUUCACAUGUACGGGACAUAGCACAUCAAUGGCCAUGGUUCCUACGGGCGUUCCAGGAUCAGCUCAUCCACAGAUGCGAUUGGAACCCCUACAGCUUCGAAUUCCCGGUGGAAAAGCUGAUGGUGGGAUUCAAGACAUGUCGGCUCCAAUCCAUUUGGGUCUAAAUUCUUUUGAAUUAAUUGUUGUUGCUACUGCCUAUACUUCCGAUUCAAUGCAGCCUUUGGAAGAAACUCAUCAGAUUGUUUUGCUUGCAAUCUAUCGCCAAUAAAUUUUGGUUGUUU
Messenger RNA from Batrachochytrium dendrobatidis JAM81, 2719 nucleotides. RefSeq lists its product as uncharacterized. Gene Ontology annotation, cellular component: RSC-type complex. NCBI's taxonomy places the organism in Eukaryota, Fungi, Chytridiomycota, Chytridiomycetes, Rhizophydiales. Gene Ontology annotation, molecular function: chromatin binding; protein binding. Bases 1 to 2706 code for a protein of 901 amino acids. The transcript is spliced from 7 exons. The record is from RefSeq and is a predicted model, not a curated record. Gene Ontology annotation, biological process: transcription elongation by RNA polymerase II; chromatin remodeling.